Chelmon rostratus (copperband butterflyfish) is the source of this 2098-nucleotide messenger RNA. RefSeq names its product chromosome 4 C1orf52 homolog (gene c4h1orf52). Lineage: Eukaryota; Metazoa; Chordata; Actinopteri; Chaetodontiformes; Chaetodontidae. The record is from RefSeq and is a predicted model, not a curated record. The transcript has 3 exons. Bases 123 to 788 code for a protein of 221 amino acids.
AAAUGGAGUAGAGCCUAGAGGAGCAAGUAUAACUGAAUCAGCUUCCGCAGCACCGUUCUCAUCUUCUCAUCGUUUUACUUCAACAGGUUGUUACUCGUUACGAAAUUAUUAACUCCUGCAAAAUGACAGAAGAAAAGAAGUCCGGCUCCUUAGGUUUCUUCUCCAGCUACGACGAUUUGAGCGACAGCAGCGAUGGCAGCGACUCGGACGAGGAGGGAGAACGUCGAAAGAAGAACCCGGGGGCAGAUGCUCCGGGAAGCGGAGCUCAGUCCUCCCAACAGGGGACCAAACGAGCAGCCGGUGGAGCUCCUCUACCCAGACCCGACGAGCUGUUCAGCUCCGUGUCCAAGCCUGCUUUCCUCUACAACCCCCUGAAUAAGGAGAUAGACUGGGAUAGUCUCACGGUCAAAGCUCCUGAAGAGCCUGCCAGAGAGUUUAAGCCGUGGAAGACAAACGCCGUACCCCCUCCUGAGAGCUAUGUCACAGAGCCGGAGAAAAAGAAGGGACCUCCCCCAGGCAUGGACAUGGCUAUAAAGUGGUCCAAUGUGUAUGAGGACAAUGGGGACGAUGCACCGCAGCCUUACACUGGCAAGGCCCAGUUCUUACCCACAGAGGAGCAACCCUCCGACUCAGAUGAGGAAUCAGAGAAGGGAGACCUGUCUCGAAAGAAGCGUCGAGUGGAGACCUUCCAGCAGAAGGAGAAGAGGAAGAGGGACAUGGGACAAGCAACCUCUGACAAAAAUUUUGUCGAGGAGGAGAAAAGGAUCCUCAGGCAAAAGAUUGAGUGAGGCCUAAAAUGCCUGCGACAAGGAAUCUGUUUCUCACUCAAACAUGUUAAGUAAGCCGAGAACAUUCACAGAUAUUAGCACAAUGGUCCAUGCAAACAUAGACAGGUAUUUUUCCCGUAUGUUGAUGUAAUUUGCAAUAAUCUAAUAUUUGUUUUGUUUUCAGAGGACUGUCAGCACACUUAGAAAAAAAGUGCAGUAUGUGAUAGUCCCACUGCAAAAUUUUCAAUUUGGGAACUUAGAUUGUGUAAAUCCCUGUGGAAUAUUUUCCAAAGAUAAAGGAAAAUUCAGGUGUUUUGCAGGCAGUAUGGUAUUUCCAUAGUUUUGGCCAUCAUCCUCACCAGCUCUCUUCCAAGGUCACAGGGAUAAAGGAUUAUCCCUCAACACAGCUUUACAACAUAACCAAACACGUGAUUAGACAGGUUUGGUCCCAAACCUUUACUUCUGAACAUGCAGUUUAGACAACAAGGUGAAAUGAGACCUAUCUGACUGCUCUGGGUCUCUGGGACUUUGCAAAGAUGUUUGUGAAUAACAUUUCAUACCAGAACCAACAGGGAUGAAGGCCAAAGCUACAAAACAAGUAUUCAACUUUAAAUGAGGGUUUUGCCUGUUGUGACACAUUGAACAUUAAGUGUGGUUUGUUGGCUUUGCCUCCUGUUUGUUUUAAUUUAAUGAGCUAAAAUAACAGUGACGUAUGGCUGUGGUGGUUUACUUAGUAUGUGUUUGUCUUGUGUUAUAGGAAAUAUCUAAUCACCACUGAAAUAUGACUGUGUUGUGUUAAUACAGUGACCUUCCUUUAAGAAUGUGAUAGAAAAAAACGCCUGUUGAAAUUACGUUUUAAAAAGAUGCUUGUUCUUCCUGCUUGUGGGCACUAGAUGUCGCCCUUGAGCUGCACUAGAAAACACUCCCUCCGUGUUUGUAGUGAAGUCUGCUGCACUCUGCGUAAACUCCGAGCACCCAAAUUACAACCAGGGUCAGUGUGUGUGCCGUUUGUCAGGGAGGGAGUUCUGUUCUUCGAUUUGGAAGUUUGUCUCAUCUCAGUUCUCAUGAGAUACUUGAUGCAUACAGGCUGUUUAUUCAGCCUUGUGUACCUUGUAUUACACUUUACAUCUGUGUGACACAAAACUUCUUGCAUGUUUAGUGUGAUAUUGGAAGAUGUUUGAGACAUUGUACUGUUUUAUGAACCUUUUCCUUCUGCCAGCAGAUGUGCUCAUUCAGUGUAAACAGUUGUAUAAGGAUCAGUUUAUAGUUUGUUUUCAGUGUGAUAUUAUUCAUUAUAAACCACUUAGGCAAUAAAAGGUAUUUUACUGGUG